This is a messenger RNA of Lingula anatina, 1813 nucleotides long. RefSeq names its product R3H domain-containing protein 4-like. The record is from RefSeq and is a predicted model, not a curated record. Gene Ontology annotation, molecular function: nucleic acid binding. NCBI's taxonomy places the organism in Eukaryota, Metazoa, Brachiopoda, Lingulata, Lingulida, Lingulidae.
UAUUGCAGCCAGUUGUGACAGCAGUGAAUCCCACAAGUAUUUUAUUGUAUAAUCUGACCAUAGUGACCGAGAAUUGUUGGAGACAUUCAUCAUGGGUGUUAUCGACGAGACAAAGAAGCUGUAUGGAAACACCACGAACGAUGAUCAAAUGCAGAUCAUUGCUAUUGAUGAAAGCAGUGAAGAAGAGCCAACACCCCCAGCCCCCCAGUCACCUAGGAAGUUUAAGCACAGACCUCCCAAAUCUCCUAAACCCAUGGACUGGACCAAAAAUUCAGGAAGGAAAGUUAAGGGCACUAAGACUGGCAGAAGAAUGGAUAAUUUCAACUUUUUGCUGAGUCUUGUUGACAGUAAGGAAGAGUUUGGUGAGCUUGACAUCCAUGACUAUUUGGAGCCAACGAUGUCUGCAUUUGGGGAAAUUCUCUCUGAAGAGGAAAAAAUGAGGGCAUGGAAUGACUUUAUAAACCAUUCAGAAGAGGAACAGCAGCAGUUUUUACAAGGUCAACAAUACUCUGAGGAGGAAGUGACUGAUGCAGUCUUUUUGGAUGCUGAUGAAAAAGAUAAUGCCCUUUCUGGUCUAGGAGGAUUGGGAGCUGAUGACAAGAGAACAGUCCAUCCUGCUUUCACAGCAGAGGAGUGUUUCAAGAAAAUUGACAGCAAUCUUAGAGGAUUAUUGUGUAAAAGACAACUUCCAAAGGGCAUCCUAUCUGCAAUAGAGGAGGAAGUAACAGAUUUCUUCAAAGAAUGGCAAAAUUCUGUUUAUAUUUCAAAGAUAGCAAAUCCCUUUGAGAGGUUGUUGCUACAUGCAGUUUGCCAGUAUCUCAGUCUGUCCUCAAAAAGUUUUGAUCAUGAAAACGCCAGGCAUACUCAAGUGGAAAACCCACUGGACUCCUUUUCUCCUCCUGAUGUCACUCUCAUUGAAUAUCUCGAGUUGCACUCUCACUGAUGUACCCAUUGUUGUUUGUGCACAAGCAGUAUUAUGUGUUUGUAAAAAUAUUUAUUAAUUUUAGAAUUAAUAUGUAAACACAAGAACACCAAUGUUGACAGAUAUUUGGUAUUGUAAUCAGAAUGGAUGUAGAAUUGCACAAGAAAAUGGAUGUAGUAUAUCAGAUUCUGUCAUAUUUCAUGGGAUUGAUAUUAUGGGUUGUUAGAGUACAGUUGUAAAAGCUUGGAAUUGUUCAUUGAUUUAUUGAUGGUAUUGCCCAUCCUCCUGUUAUGUUCAAGUUCUGUUAAAAAAAAGUACAUUAAUUUGUUCCAUGGCAAACCAUUAUUUGUUACAAAGGCAAGAACCACAAAUUUUGCAAUUGGUUCUUGAAUUACAAUUUAGAUUCAUCAGAUCAAACAUACCAUUCCUUUCUAAUUGAUACCCCUUUGUGUAUGCUAGCCACAAUAUGCAUAUGUUAAUAUAGAUCUUUUGUUGAACAUCAUAAGCAUUUACAGGCAUAUUGAUUUCAUCUUUUAUGUUUAUACUUCACAGCAGCUUUUCAUGUGCUGCACAAUCAAUAUGAUGAGAUCAAGUGGAGAUAUUAAAGACUGAAAGUGUUGUGGCUUAUUACAACUCUUAUGUUAAUUUAUUGAAACCUAGUCUUAUUGAUAAGUGUUCAACUUAUUGUACUUAGAGCAAAUUGCUAUAGCCUACAGCUGAGCAUCUUUAUUUUUAUCCAUGUAGCUCUUUUUGUAGCCUAGAGAAACAACAGCAUUUGUCAGCUGUACUAUUUGAUGUACGGGUCAGUUAAAUAAAUGCUGUUUCUAUACUAUUUGAUGUACGGGUCAGUUAAAUAAAUGCUGUUUCUAAAAUGACAAUUUUUCAUGUAAU